Messenger RNA from Vespa velutina, 2576 nucleotides. RefSeq lists its product as uncharacterized. The transcript has 2 exons. Gene Ontology annotation, cellular component: transcription regulator complex; nucleus. The coding region runs from base 1398 to 2252 and encodes 284 amino acids. Gene Ontology annotation, biological process: regulation of transcription by RNA polymerase II. The record is from RefSeq and is a predicted model, not a curated record. NCBI's taxonomy places the organism in Eukaryota, Metazoa, Arthropoda, Insecta, Hymenoptera, Vespidae.
GUCUGACGGACGUUCACGCACGUCUGACGGACGUUGUCGGACGUCUUACGGACGUUGGCGGACGUCUGACGGACGUUGGCGGACGUCUUACGGACGUUGGCGGACGUCUGACGGACGUUCACGCACGUCUGACGGACGUUGUCGGACGUCUUACGGACGUUCACGCACGUCCGACGGACGUUGGCGGACGUCUGGCGGACGUUGGCGGACGUCUUACGGACGUUGGCGGACGUCUGACGGACGUUGACGCACGUCCGACGGACGUUGGCGGACGUCAGGCACGUCUGACGGAUGUUGAUGGACGUCUGACGCAGGUAGAACGGACGUUUAAUGCACAUUGAAUGUUUAAGGGACGUAUAACUGACGGCUAACGCACGUAGAACGGACGUUUAACGCACAUUGAUAGUUUAAGGCACGUUUAACUGACGUCUAACGCGCGUUGAACGGACGUCUAACGCAGGUUGACCUGACGACUAGUGCACGUUGAACGGACGGCUAACGCACGUUGAACGGACGUCUAACGCACAUUGAACUGAUGUUUAAGGCACGUUUAUCUGACGGCUGACGCACGUUGGACGGACGUCUAACGCAGGCUGUCCUGACAACUAAUGCACGUUGAACGGACGUCUUUUUAUUUCAUUAUAUAAUUUUUCAUUUUUUAAUACUUAAGUUAUUUCAAAUUUUUAAUACUUAAAUAUUAAAGGUUUGCUUGUAUUUGAUAAUGAAAAAUAAACGAAGAUUGUAAUGUAAUUUUUUUUAUUUUUCGAUUUAUGGGAAAAGGACUACAGUACUUUUAUCAAAGAUAAUAUUUUUUCUGUAAUAGCGUUGAAGAGUUGUGUUUAUCUGUGUAUAUAUGUUAAAAAUUAAAUUACUACAAUAAUAAAAUUAUAAUAUUCUUUAUAUCACAAAAGUAAAAUAAUAGAGAGGAAAAACUUUAAAUAGAUACAUCAUUAAACGAUACUUUCGUAAAAGUAACCCUUUUCCAAUCAAUCCCCUCAUUUCCCUUCAAUUGUAAGAUUGUCAGGUAUGAGAGAUACUUAAGUAUGCGAACUGAGAAAGAGAAUUUGUGUGUCUCCAUGCGUUUUUUUACUCGACUAUUUUGGUUAAGCGAAGAGGAUCGACACAACUCCGAAACUAUUGUGAUUAUUAAAGCAGGAAACCCAUUAUGAACGGAUAACACGGUACACGACGGCACAGCACGGCACCAGCCACUUUGCUUUGUAUUGAUUUAAAUGGAUCGUAACUGACUAUGAACGCACGGCACGGCUCGGCACAGGUCGGCACAGAAACGGAACAGCUAGAAUAUAUAGCAUUAUUUCACCUCAAACGACUAGUACGGUUCUAGCCACAUAAAGUUGAACAUCUUUUCUAUAAUUUAAUGUUUUAAUUUUGUCAAAAUGAACACGGAUGAACUUCUCAUAGAAUCAGUGCGGGAAUAUCCAUUCCUUUACGACGUCUCAGAUCCUGGGUACCAUGAUAACAGGAAAAAGGACAAUGCAUGGCAACGAAUAUCAGAAAAAUUUGAUUCUUCGACAGCCAUAAUUUGCAGAAAAAGAUGGAUUGCACUUCGAGACAGUUUUCGUAAGGUAUAUAAGAAGAGAAGGAAUAUGUCUGGAGAGGCGGCUAAACAAAAACGACCUUGGAAGUAUGAAAAUAUAAUAUCGUUUAUCAUUCCGCAUAUUGGAGAAAGGAAUCAAGUUUCAAAUUUAACACUUAAUUUUGAGGAGAGCAAUGACUCUAUCAGUCAGACGAUUUCAUUAGAGGACUCAGAUAUCAAUGUCGGUGAUAUCAAGAAAGAAAUGGAAAUUGCACCACAGGGAGUACAGCAAUCUAAUGAUCAGUCCCAACAGACGAUUCUCAAUAAACGAAAAUCCUUAUCUAAGGUAACAAGUCGCACUCCGAUCGAAAAAGAUAACGAUAAAGAUGCCAAUCAUUCUUCGAUAGGGCAAAUGCCACAAGAUAAUUUCGAGAGUAAAAAGAACAAUGAAUUUGUCGCUCGAACUGAUCCUUUGACCGCUUUUUUCAAGGCUAUGGAGGAAACAGUUAGGACCUUUUCCUUACCAAUCCAAAUAGAAAUUAAAGGGAAAAUUGCUGGUCUUGUAAAUGAAUAUGAAUUAAAAAAUUAUCAAAUGCAACAAGCAACCUUCAAGUCACCUUAUUCCUUACACGGACAAUGUUCAAAUUGGUCGCACUCCACAUAUUCGCCUGAUCCUUACUCUUCAACUUCUCCACCUUCAAAUUCUCCCCGAUAAACUCUCUCGGAACAUCAGUGGAUUUUAAUAUUUUUAUCUUGAGAACGGAUCUAUUUUCCGAAGUUAAAAGAAUUAUAUUAUUAAUCAGUGCUAUCUCUUAUCUGAAUUAAUCUAUUACGGCACUUAAUAACAAAAUCAUUAAUUAUUAUAAACAUUUUAUGAAUUUUUAGAAUAUUAUAACAUUCCUGAGGCUCUAUAGAAUAUUUUCUAUACUUAUUUAUUUAAAUCUUAAGACUUAAUUAAAUUAAAUAAAUAAUAUUCUUAACGAGUAAUAUCUGAGUACUUGGAGAAAAUCAUUUUGUUAUUAAUCAUAAAAUUGUUAAA